Molecule: messenger RNA, 3109 nt
Organism: Cyclopterus lumpus (lumpfish)
Lineage: Eukaryota; Metazoa; Chordata; Actinopteri; Perciformes; Cyclopteridae
Product: ATP-dependent RNA helicase DHX8-like
Exons: 21
Coding region: 38-3109 (1023 amino acids)
Biological process (GO): mRNA splicing, via spliceosome; spliceosomal complex disassembly
Cellular component (GO): intracellular anatomical structure; catalytic step 2 spliceosome
Molecular function (GO): RNA binding; RNA helicase activity; ATP binding
Source: RefSeq, a predicted model, not a curated record
UUCCGGGUCAGAAAACAACAACAACAAACUGAGAGAAAUGGCUGCUUCGGAGGAAAUACAACGCCUGGAGUAUUUAUCCCUGGUGUCGAAGGUGUGCACGGAGCUGGAGAAUCAUCUGGGAUUAAGCGAGAAGGAUCUGGCUGAAUUCAUCAUCAAUCUCGCCGAGAAGCAGCCGACGUUUGAGGGCUUCAAGGCGACUCUUUUUGACAAUGGAGCCGACUUUACGGACACCUUUAUUGGUAAUCUACUCCGACUUAUUCAUACUAUGCGACCCUCAGCAUCCACGAGUACAGCUCAUCAGUCGGAGGUGAAGCCAAAAAGUGGAAAGGACAAACUGAAAGACAAGUACCCCGCUUUAUGUGUACCAGAUGAUCCCGUGUGGAGAAUUCCACCGUGCCACCCAGAAGAUGACGCGCAGGUGGCAGCAGCAGCCAUGAAGGAGCUGGAGAUGCUCAUGCCAAACUUCUGUGGAACGAGCUCUGAUGACGGGGCCGUCAGGAAUCCGGACAGUUGCAGAAGUCGAGACGGACCGACCGGACGCCGGCGAAGUCGCUCCAGAUCGAGAGAUCGAGACGGCGACACGAACCCGGCGCGCAAAAGGAAACGGGUGUCGCGCUGGAGCGACCACCCGCCGAGCCCUCGCAGAGACGAAGCCAACAACACCACCAACAACAACAACGCCAACAACACCAACAACACCGACAACGACAGCAAGAAGGAGGAGAGGGACUCUGACCGCUGGCGUGAUCGACUUGUGGACCGGCCUCCGGCGGAAGAGCCCGUCGUGGGCGACGUCUACAACGGCAAAAUCAGCAGCCUCAUGCAGUUUGGCUGCUUUGUGCAGCUGGAGGGCCUCAGGAAACGCUUCGAGGGCCUGGUGCACAUCUCCGAGCUACGCAAAGAGGGCCGCAUAGCCAACGUGGCCGACGUGGUCACCAAAGGCCAGAAGGUGAAGGUCAAAGUGCUGUCCUUCACCGGGACCAAGGCCAGCCUCAGCAUGAAGGAUGUGGACCAGGAGACGGGGGAGGACCUGAACCCCAACCGGAGGAGGAACCUGGACACCGGAGAGGAAGCCAUGAGGAACCCGGACCGCCCCGUGGAGGCCAGCAUGGCGGAGGUCGAGGAGAACCCGCUGGAACGCAAACGGCUCGCCAAGAUAACCGACCUCGAGAAAUGGGAAAUCAACCAGAUGAUCGCCGCCAACGUGCUCCCUAAAGAAGAGUUCCCGGAGUUCGACGAGGAGACGGGGAUCCUCCCCAAGAUAGAUGACGAUGAAGAUCAAGAGCUGGAGAUCGAUCUGGUCGAAGAGGAGCCGCCGUUCCUGAGGGGUCAGACCAAGUUCAGCACCAACAUGAGCCCGGUCAAGAUCGUGAAGAACCCAGACGGCUCCCUCUCCCAAGCCGCCAUGAUGCAGAGCGCCCUCUCCAAGGAGAGGAGGGAGCUGAAGCAGACGGCCCGCGCGGCCGAGAUGGACUCCAUCCCCACCGGGAUCCACAAGAACUGGAUCGACCCGAUGCCCGACUACGAAGGGAGGCAGAUCGCCGCCAACCUGAGGGGCCUCGGCGCCAUGCCCACCGACCUGCCGGCGUGGAAGCGGUACGCCUUCGGGGGGAACCAGGUGUCGUACGGCCAGAGGACCGAGCUCUCCAUCCUGCAGCAGAGGGAGAUGCUGCCCAUCUUCAAGCUCAAGGAACAGCUGGUGCAGGCCGUCCACGACAACCAGAUCUUGAUCGUCGUGGGAGAGACCGGGUCCGGUAAGACCACGCAGAUCACCCAGUACCUGGCGGAGGCGGGCUACACCUCCAGGGGCAAGAUCGGCUGCACGCAGCCCCGCCGCGUGGCCGCCAUGUCCGUGGCCAAGAGAGUCUCCGAGGAGUACGGCUGCCGUCUGGGUCAAGAGGUGGGAUACACCAUCCGCUUUGAGGACUGCACCAGCACGGAGACGGUGAUCAAGUACAUGACGCACGGGAUGCUGCAGAGGGAGUGCCUGCUGGACGCCGACAUGAGCCUGUAUUCCCUCAUCAUGCUCGACGAGGCCCACGAGAGGACGAUCCACACCGACGUGCUCUUCGGACUUCUCAAGAAGACGAUACAGAAGCGCAAAGACAUGAAGCUGAUCGUGUCGUCGGCCACGCUGGACGCCGUGAAGUUCUCCCAGUAUUUCUACGAGGCGCCCAUCUUCACCAUCCCGGGGAGAGCUUUCCCCGUGGAGGUGCUCUACUGCAAAGAGCCCGAGACGGACUACCUGGACGCCGGCCUCAUCACGGUCAUGCAGAUUCACCUGAUGGAGCCGCCGGGUGACGUCCUGGUGUUUCUGACGGGACAGGAAGAGAUCGACACGGCCUGUGAGAUCCUGUACGACCGGAUGAAGUCCCUGGGGCCGGAUGUUCCCGAGCUGAUCAUCCUGCCGGUUUACUCCGCCCUGCCCAGCGAGAUGCAGACCAGGAUCUUUGACCCGGCGCCCCCGGGCAGCAGAAAGGUCAUCAUCGCCACCAACAUCGCCGAGACGUCGCUCACCAUCGACGGCAUCUACUACGUGGUGGACCCCGGCUUCGUGAAGCAGAUCGUGUACAAUUCCAAGACGGGCAUCGACCAGCUGGUGGUGACGCCCAUAUCACAGGCCCAGGCCAAGCAGAGGGCCGGUCGAGCCGGCCGAACGGGCCCGGGGAAGUGUUACAGGCUCUACACGGAGAGGGCCUACAGGGACGAGAUGCUGACCACCAACGUGCCCGAGAUCCAGAGGACCAGCUUGGCCAGCACGGUGCUGUCCCUGAAGGCGAUGGGCAUCAACGACCUGCUGUCUUUCGACUUCAUGGACUCUCCUCCCAUGGAGACUCUGAUCAUCGCCAUGGAGCAGCUCUACACUCUGGGCUCCCUGGAUGACGAAGGCCUGCUCACGCGGCUGGGCAGAAGGAUGGCCGAGUUUCCUCUGGAGCCCAUGUUGUGCAAGAUGCUGAUCAUGUCCGUCCACCUGGGCUGCAGCGAAGAGAUGCUCACCAUCGUGUCCAUGCUGUCGGUGCAGAACAUCUUCUACAGGAUGAUUUGCACCGACUGGGUUUUCAGUAAGCAACGUCAACAUGUGUACCAAGGUCACGUGGCCGUGCACUGA